Messenger RNA from Fomitiporia mediterranea MF3/22, 966 nucleotides. Its product is annotated as Aldo/keto reductase. The transcript is spliced from 7 exons. Bases 1 to 966 code for a protein of 321 amino acids. Gene Ontology annotation, molecular function: aldose reductase (NADPH) activity. NCBI's taxonomy places the organism in Eukaryota, Fungi, Basidiomycota, Agaricomycetes, Hymenochaetales, Hymenochaetaceae. Gene Ontology annotation, cellular component: cytosol. The record is from RefSeq and is a predicted model, not a curated record.
AUGAUCUCGUCAAGACGCUUCGUUCUAAACGACGGCUUAUCCAUCCCCGCGGUUGGAGUAGGAUGCUGGAUGGGUGCAGUUGGAGAAGGCGAGCAUGUAACUGAGAUGGUUAAGAAUGCUCUUCUCAUCGGUUACCGCCACAUCGAUACUCAUUCGGCCGUAGGCAAUGAAGUUUCCGUUGGCAAGGCACUCAAACGGACUAACGUCCCGCGCGCGGACGUUUUUAUAACAACGAAACUCGAUUCAAAGGAUCAUGGCCGCGUUCAAGAAGCCUUGGAUACCAGUUUGCAAAAACUCGGGCUUGAUUAUGUCAACCUAUAUCUGAUGCACUGGCCUCUUGCCGUCACAGAGACGGGCAAGUGCACAGGAUUUUCCGAACACAGUCAAGUCUUACAACCUGGAGAAAGCCCGACCUUCGUUGAAACAUGGAAGCAGAUGGAACAGCUUGUUGCGACGGGCAAAGCAAGAAGUAUUGGAGUAUCAAAUUUCAGUAUCAAGACCCUUACAACUUUGCUUGAACACGCGAGCAUCGUCCCAGCCGUGAACCAAGUAGAGCUGCAUCCUUGCCUUCCUCAGCAUGACCUAUUUGAAUUCUGUAACUCUCACAAAAUCCACCUCACUGCGUACUCUCCUCUUGGGAAACACAAAUUCGCCUCGGAUCCAUCAAUUGUCGAGAUUGGACAUGCACAUGGAGUCACGGGCGCUCAGGUUUUACUCAGCUGGGCAGUGCAAAGGGGAACUUCUAUCGUUCCAAAAACUUUGAAUGAAGAAAGAUUGAAAGAAAAUGUAUCUCUCAUCAAUCUGGGCCCAGAAGAGAUGGCGACUCUGGAUCUGUUUCACAAGAAGCCCGGAAUGCAUCACAGCGUGUGUGGCUUCCACUCGGCAGAACUAGGAGGUUCUUGCUUCGGAUGGACGUACGAACAGCUUGGCUGGCAUAUGACUCUAGGCGGCAUCGUCCCCAGCUGA